Messenger RNA from Aspergillus fijiensis CBS 313.89, 511 nucleotides. RefSeq lists its product as uncharacterized. Bases 82 to 390 code for a protein of 102 amino acids. The transcript has a single exon. The record is from RefSeq and is a predicted model, not a curated record. NCBI's taxonomy places the organism in Eukaryota, Fungi, Ascomycota, Eurotiomycetes, Eurotiales, Aspergillaceae.
AUCUUAAGGCAGAAGCAGCUUCAAAUCUGACCAUAGCAGGCUUACCGAGGCAAUUUAUGGUCGCCCUCGGUCGACUGUUCAAUGUCGAAGGUCAGCUCUGGUUUGAUUUGGCUAGUAUCGAUUUUUUUCUUGUUUCAGGUAUCACGACCAACUUCGAAGUGGCUUUUCCUCAACUUGAUAUUCAGUGAACCUAUUUCUGUCGGGCCUUUCAUAAUAGGACUCAUGGAUCGAAGCCGGAGAUCGUGCCUGGGGGUGAAGUGUAACAGAACAUCUGGGAUCUAUGAGUGUUUACCUUUAUCAGGGCUCCUCUCCAAUGCCUCAGGGAAAAUGAUGGUUAAGUGUGUCCUUGACACAUAUCAAGAACGAUGUCUGGAACUUGGCAUGCAUUGAGACCUGGGCAACGCUGCCGUCACGAGCAUUACCUCGCUAUAAGCGCCCCAUGUGACUAUUUUAAGUGUAAUUAGUGGCAACCUCCUAUAUAUAUCCUAAUGGAUUUUAUGCUACGCUUGAG